This is a messenger RNA of Pelobates cultripes (western spadefoot toad), 5868 nucleotides long. NCBI's taxonomy places the organism in Eukaryota, Metazoa, Chordata, Amphibia, Anura, Pelobatidae. The record is from the annotation of a GenBank genome assembly.
AUAUUCUGCUUCAUCUGAAGGAUGCAAUGCAAAGUCUUCUCACACAGAAUCUGGGAGAGAGACAGAGAGGGUGAGCCUGCAGACUGUUGUCCUUCCCUCCCAGAGCAGUGAGGAGAGAGAACUUUGGGCUGUGAGGUUGGAACCUGUGAACCAGGAGGUGAAACAUUGUAUCUCUUAAUUCCAAGAUCCUUAUCUCAACUUUCUAGGUAUAGCAGACAUGAGCUGCUGUGGAGCCCCAACAAGCAUGGAGUGGGGGUCCUAGGAAAUCAGAGACAUGUGGCCAGUAGGUGAUGUCCAGGAGUAAGGACCAACUGGCCACAGGUACCCCAGGAGGGAACAGCACCCCAAUGCUUUAUUUAUUUAUUACUGGUAUUUAUGAAGCACCAACAUAUUCAGAUAUCGUGUGCAUUGGAUUAAUCAUCCUGACAGCUAUACCCCUGUGAUGUUCUCAGUGAAGCGGGUGUAGCAGGAAGCUUCAGGACAAAGAUGGACCUGCAGAGGCUUCCAAAGCUCUGAGAUACAAGGCAGAGAUACUCCUUGCUGGACCUGAUCGGAGUUUGUAGCUCUGAGCUAAAGGUCAGAAGAACUUAACCCCCUGGAGUGAGGUCUAUAGCCCUGAGAUACAAGGCAGAGAUACUACUUGCUGGACCCUGUGGACAGUGAGUUUGUCAGAGCCUCAGAACCAGGGGAUACCUAGUAAUGUGACUGGGGGUGUGCAGACGAGCAUUGAGACACAAAGAAGUAUCCCAGGAUAUGAACAGCUAAAGGAAGGGGGUGUUUCCAUGUUUGGGAAGAAUGAGGGCUGCUCUCACUCUGAUUCCUUCGGUGGUGCUCCUUCUCAUGGGGAUAUUAUUGUGGGGAUGGAAAGGAGCUAAUCCCACAGCACAUCCAGGGCACCUUUCUCACAGAUCAACACGUGCAUUGCUACCCACUGUGCCCACCCAUCAGGCUCUGAGACAACUCAGAGCUCAAACCCCACCCGUGAUGGAGGGACUUUCACAUAAAGGAGCCUCUAAGGAAAAUUCUAAUCUCAGUGCACAUGGUCUGUCAAUGGGGACCUCUAGGACUAAUGCACAGUAUCAUUCCACUAGGACUUCCUCUGGCCACCCUUUAGAAGAAGGUAUUUUCUGGUCUUCGGCAGUGGAGCUGCCUCGGGGCUUCCCAGAGGAGAAUGUCUUACACUGGCAGAAUGGUGCCCGCACUGCCCGCAUUAUGUCACUCGAACGAGGAUGUGGUCGCAGUACUAACCGCUUGGCCACUCUGUCAGAUGGGAGUUGGGUGUGUGUGCGAUAUGGGAUUAACUCCGAACAGAUCAAGGGAGAGGUUCUGUCCUUCUACCUGUCUCGCUUGCUGGGUUUGGGUGGGGUGCCACCGUGUGUGCUCUCUAGGGUGGGCAGCACACAGUGGAAUCCAGUACAAGCAGAGGUGGUAAGCACAGGAUGGGAUCCUGGAUCUAUUGUUAGUUUAACCAAUUGGGUCCAAAACCUGAGUGCAGUUCUACCUCCCCGAGCCCUACGAGCUGAAGAUGGUCAGCUGCGCCCAUUGCAAGAUGAAUUACGCUCAGGUGAUGUGGACAUGGUGGAGCUAGCGCAAUGGGCAGACCUUAUACUGUUUGACUACCUGACUGCAAACUUUGACCGCUUGGUAAGCAAUAUGUUUAGCUUACAAUGGGACCCACGUGUCAUGCUAAGAGGAACCAAUAAUUUACACCGUACACCAGACGGGACAUUGAUACUGCUGGAUAACGAAGCUGGACUGGUCCAUGGCUACCGGCUUCGGGACACAUGGGAUAAAUACAAUGAACAGCUGCUUGAGACUGUGUGUUUGUUCCGCAGGGGCGUGGCACACAAGCUGAAGGAGUUCCACACAGAGCAGAAUGUUGCUCAAGAACUACAUACAUUGUAUAUGCACUCUGAACCCUUGGCUGAGGAGCUUGGCCUUUUGUCUGAGGCAGAGGCUCAAAUAUUGCAGGAGAGAGUGGGACUUUUGUAUAGCCACAUACUAAGCUGUCAGGACAGGUACAGCUGAAAAACAGGAUGUGGGACUUAGCAGUCAGCCAGUAGUGGUCAGUGGGGCUACUGUCAGGCUAGAUACAGCUUGGGUGAAUGGGCACUUCUGGUAUGAAUUUAGAUGAGGAAUGGGAAGUGGUUGGUAGAACAAAGAGGUUUUGACUGUGCCUAUUUAGACAUGUACAUUGUUAGGAAAUGUACACACAGUGGGAACAUUGCUGAAGCACUUAUAGCUGUUGAGGAACACUUCUGAGAUAGGUGCGGGCAGUGAGAGUAGACCCAGGCUAGACAUAGCUGGUAGAGAACAAAACUAGGUUGAGACCAGCUAGUGGAAAAUGCUAACGAGACAGCUGAUGGGGAACAAUCACAGAAAUAGAACUGACUGGGAACAAUAGGUCAGUUGGGUUUGGUGGAGUUAUUCAGGAGCAAUGCUUGGACACCUGGUGGAAACUAUUGUUACAUUUAGUGGGAAGACCUCCUUGGAAUGUUGUGGUUUUGGUGUUGUGCAAUGCCACGUUAGAUACAGUAUUAAGAUUGGUAUACCUCAUGAGUAAUGGCAUCAGCUUAGGCAUUGCUGGGGGGUAGACAAUGCAGCUGGGGGACAGUAACCAAUAGCACAGUGUUGCCAGUGGAGAGGUAGGUAGAUAGGUGGGUAUGUAUUUGCAACGCGCAUUAGCACUAGGAGCUUUUUCACUGACAAUUGCAAACAGAUAAAACCAGCACCGAUUGGCUCUACUGAGCUUAUGUCCCACCUUGGGCAUGGGGUGUGACACUCUGUCCCCAAUAUUAAUAUUCUGGGCAGUAAAAUUCUUAAGUUGGCUGAUUGUGAUGCUGGAGAACAAAAGAUAACCUUCAUGUGGUGUCUGGCCCAUAGAAUGACUUUAUACCCCAAUGCUCUGGCUAAUGCUUUGCCAUAGGGGGUUUAUUUAUUAAACAGUCAGUUGUAGUGAAUUGAAAACUGAAUUUUAAAAUUAAGGCCAAAGUAGUUGAUCUGGAAAAAAAAAUAUCCAAUUUCUUUAUAGCCAUAGUUUGGCUAUAUUAGCCUGAAUUUUGUAGUUUAGUUAUCACUGUUUAGUGAAUAAGCCUUUGUGUAAUACUCAGGGAGAUUUCUACAGAAAAGCUGGCAAAAGGCAUCACAGUCUAUUUCAGCAUGAAAGACUUGAAUAUAUUAUACUAAACGUCUACCUUCCAAACUACUCCCUUUAUUUGCACAUAUUCUGGUCUUGUCUGGAGGAUUUGCAGAUAAUCCGCCUUAAAUUCAGACGUAUUUAUAGUCACUGCUUUUAUGUGGGAACAUUUUAAACUUUACAAGAAGGCUUGGGACCUGCACCAUAUAAGCUAAUCACUGACAACAAACCCUAUCAUCCUUGGAUGACGGGACUUGAUGCCCAAUGUGAAGUAUGAUAAUAAUUAAGGAAUGUAUUAAAAUGCCAUAUUGUAGUACAUUACCAUCCAAAUAAAUUACAUUUAAAAAAAUAGCCAAGCUUUGUGACAAAUUUGUCGAAUUUUUCAGUCAGCUAUUUUUGCAAGUCAGAUUUCAAUUCACUACAAUCUAGGUGUGUAUUAUUAUUAUUUAUAAAGCGCCAACACAUUCCGAAGCGCUGUACAAUAUGUGACAAAGUUACUAAGGAGUGAACAUUUAACAAGCUAAAUUGCUGUCAAAUUUAAAAGGUUUUAUAACUAUCUCCAACUUAAAAUCAGAUGUUUUAUCUUAGUAAAAUAUUCUUGACUUUUCACUUCUUAGUAAAUAUCUCCCUAGAUGGUUGUGCACCUUUAAGACACUCCCUGAUGUACCAUUUUGGGUCUGUUUACCUAAUAAAACUGUGCAAUUCUAUGAUAGUAAGCUGAAUAACAAAAUGCAGGAAUAACAGCAGCAUAAAGGAUUGUUUUAGUUUUUAUGUAUGUAUAUAUUUGGUCCUCAGAUGUUGCACAUAAAUUUAUUUACGGCGUAUAUGUAUUAAUUCCAAGACAGGACCAAAACUGCAUCCUUCGUGAUGUGACUUUACAAGAAGGCUUGGGACCUGCACCAUAUAAGCUAAUCACUGACAACAAACCCUAUCAUCCUUGGAUGACGGGACUUGAUGCCCAAUGUGAAGUAUGAUAAUAAUUAAGGAAUGUAUUAAAAUGCCAUAUUGUAGUACAUUACCAUCCAAAUAAAUUACAUUUAAAAAAAUAGCCAAGCUUUGUGACAAAUUUGUCGAAUUUUUCAGUCAGCUAUUUUUGCAAGUCAGAUUUCAAUUCACUACAAUCUAGGUGUGUAUUAUUAUUAUUUAUAAAGCGCCAACACAUUCCGAAGCGCUGUACAAUAUGUGACAAAGUUACUAAGGAGUGAACAUUUAACAAGCUAAAUUGCUGUCAAAUUUAAAAGGUUUUAUAACUAUCUCCAACUUAAAAUCAGAUGUUUUAUCUUAGUAAAAUAUUCUUGACUUUUCACUUCUUAGUAAAUAUCUCCCUAGAUGGUUGUGCACCUUUAAGACACUCCCUGAUGUACCAUUUUGGGUCUGUUUACCUAAUAAAACUGUGCAAUUCUAUGAUAGUAAGCUGAAUAACAAAAUGCAGGAAUAACAGCAGCAUAAAGGAUUGUUUUAGUUUUUAUGUAUGUAUAUAUUUGGUCCUCAGAUGUUGCACAUAAAUUUAUUUACGGCGUAUAUGUAUUAAUUCCAAGACAGGACCAAAACUGCAUCCUUCGUGAUGUGACCAAAACUUUAUUUGCAAUGGAAUCUAAAAUGAAGUGACAUUUUUAUGAUUUUAUCAUAAACAGUAAAAUGUAGUAAGUUGACCUCUGACUUUAUUUAGACCAAAAUAAUCAAUUUGGGUGGAAUUAAAUGUCUGAUCUACUGGGGCCUUUUCACUAAAUUGUGAAUUCCAGUGAACUAAAAACCAAAUUUUAAAAUAUGGAAAAAAGUCUUUAGCUCAUCUAUAGUCGUAGCAUGGCUAUUUUGUCAAGAAUGUGUUUAAAAUGUGGUUUUUAAUUCACUGCAUGAUGUGAGUAAAACUCCUUUAAGAUUUUUUUUUUUACUAAAUAGAGGAUUGUGAUGAGUUGAAAACCAAAUUACAAACCAGAAUAGCUCAACUGAAACUGAACUUGAAUUAAUUUUUUUUUUUUCAACUUGUCUGUUUUUACCUACAUUUUGAAAUUCACUUUGUAUUCCAAACAAUUUCGCAAAAAUCUUGUCAGUGUUCAGUUGAAAGAGAAAGGUUGGAAUAAAGUACACUGUUAAGACUCUCCACUUAUUUGAAACAUUUCUAAAAAAAAUUUGUGUCUCAAAAUACACGAUUUCUGUACAUGUAAAAAUUAUGUCAGCUCAAACUUCAAUUACUUUUCUGUCUCAAAUCUAAUUUCUAAACUGCAAUGGAAUAUCUCAAAUCUAAUUUCUCAACUGCCAUAAUUAAGGAAAAUACUGCAUUUAUUAAAAAAAAAUUAUUAUGGUUCGACUUCAACCACUUUUAUCUGACUCAGAGAUCGAUUACGAUGGUGUGCAAAAUCUGGCACUAAAACUGCCUUGGAUUACAGCUCCUAUCAUGCGCAGCAAGCCAAUUACAAUGAAGCAGGGUUGGCCAUUCCUGGAUAUUAGGAACCGAUUUUGUUGUCUGAAGUAAUACCUUCAAAAAUGUGAGGGCCCAUCCAGAAAAGGGGUGCUUGUCCACAGAAUGGUUGUCAGUCUGGCGUCUAUGCAUUCCAGGAUGAUGGUUUAAGCGCUCUUUGCGUGAAAUAGCAUGAACAUUUCUAAUAAUGGGAAUAGUUCCCUGGUGUCCCCAGAUGUAGGGCACCAGUGAACUAACUCGAGAUGGUGGGGCAGGACCCAGAAAUAGGGACUGUACCGCCCAAAUCGGGACAGCUGGGAGGCUUGUGAAGUGC